Wasmannia auropunctata (little fire ant) is the source of this 1354-nucleotide messenger RNA. RefSeq names its product enhancer of split mbeta protein-like. Gene Ontology annotation, cellular component: nucleus. The transcript has a single exon. The record is from RefSeq and is a predicted model, not a curated record. Gene Ontology annotation, molecular function: RNA polymerase II cis-regulatory region sequence-specific DNA binding; DNA-binding transcription factor activity, RNA polymerase II-specific; protein dimerization activity. Bases 302 to 919 code for a protein of 205 amino acids. NCBI's taxonomy places the organism in Eukaryota, Metazoa, Arthropoda, Insecta, Hymenoptera, Formicidae. Gene Ontology annotation, biological process: regulation of neurogenesis; regulation of transcription by RNA polymerase II; anterior/posterior pattern specification.
GUCACGAAUACGUACGGACUCAGACGCACUCUCGGCACUCCGAGAACAGCGAGACAGUACAUUCGGGUCGAGCGUAAUAGAAACGUCAAACGUUUUCGAUCGUGCAUUCGAGGUCAAACCGAUUGCGAAGUAUACGUUAUAUACGAGAAAGAGCGAGAGAGCAUCGCGGAUUUCCCUGGAACCUUGACCGGAUCGUCGAUCGGUGAUUCGGCCGAGACCAACGCAGGACGGAUCCACUCUCAACUGCAGGAAUCAGUUGCUCCUUGUUUUGUGACCAGUGACAAUAUAAAGUGUGAUUGUCAUGUCACCGCACACGGGCUACACGCCGGUCAGCGGUAUGGAGUACGAGGAGCCGGUGUCGCGCACCUAUCAGUACCGCAAGGUGAUGAAGCCGAUGCUGGAGCGCAAGCGGCGCGCCCGCAUCAAUCGCUGCUUGGACGAGCUGAAGGAUCUGAUGGUGACGGCGCUGCAGGCCGAGGGCGAGAACGUGGCGAAGCUGGAGAAGGCGGACAUCCUCGAGCUGACGGUGCGUCACCUUCACACGCUACGCGCCGCCAGGAGGCUCACGCUCACGCCGGAGAACAGCUACGCCGAUCGAUUCCGCGACGGCUUCACCCAGUGCGCCCAGGAGGUGUCGACCUUCCUGUCAACGCCGGUCGCCGCGGCGGUGCAUCCUGCCGCGGGUGCACAGCUUAUGCGACACCUCGGCGGCUGCCUUCGACGACUGGAGGGUCCGGCUAGCGCCAAGCACGCGCUGCCGACGGCAGCCACGGCGGCUACGACGAAGACUACUCAAGUGCCGACGAGCCAGACGAACGUGCCGCAGAACGUGUACACUCCUCCGCAGAGUCCCGUCAGUGUUGCGAGCUCGUCCGGUGAGUCCUCGGAGUCUUCCAACGCAGUUUGGAGACCGUGGUGAUGAGAGACAGUCACGAGCGAUGACGACACUAUCCUGAGAUCUCCGGGGCGGACGUUCGAAGCGAUCGAGACGGACAAUCCAACGACGAAGGAGGGCCCUCCCGCUGAAUGGCGCCGCGAGGAGGAAAACGACGAAUCGCUGUCUUCCAAAUGAAAACUUUUGCUAAGCCUCAUUGAGGAUUGAGAAACUUUACUUCUUUACGCGGUUUACUCGAUCGCAUUGUACAUAGGUGAUUAAAGCUUUAAGUGACGUUCUGUGAUAGGGUUCCAUUUUGUACCUGAGAUGACUAUUUUCUCAUAAAGCAAUAGCGACUAUUAUAUAGAUGUUAACUUGUUAUGUUUAAGAACCUUUUUCGACGUAAUGCCGUCCGGCGUCUCUAUCGAGAUCGUCGGGCAGUAUCAUCAUCAUCAAUAAACGUCUUGUUUCAAUGAUAAA